GGGUUAUACCAGUGCCAAAUUUUAUUGGCUAUGCCAUGGCGUAGAGUUAUUGUACUUCUACGCAGUUGUGUAUUAAUCUCUACACACAUGCGUAAAAUGCCAUCUCGGGCCUAGUUCGUAGCCAAUAACUCCCGUCGGGCCCUGUGUUAUGCAUUUUCUCCCAGAGGGAACGCUGCAGUGUCACACUCGCCUUUGAUUGCCUACGCAGCAGGGCGUAGAUUCUGAGUAUGCUGAGAACGCAUUGGUGAGACUGGUCGCGCACCAACGAAAACAGCCUGUCGCGGACAGAGAGGGUUACAGCGUCCUUCGAGAAACCCGAGGCCACAUUGUAAUAUCUGCAUAUGUAGGAAUCAUAGACAUAAAAUAUAUCACCACAGCGUAUACAAGCAUUGCCUUGUCUUGAAAGGCUCGUUUCACUUCAGAGUCUCAGUUAUUCUGGUGGUAUUGAUGAUGUCGUGUCGCGAGGAUGGGCAUGCUUUGCCCGAAACCUUCAGGGCGAGCAUUCCUAUCGGCCAAACUCCUAGCCGGUUUGAGGCGUAUUGCAUUGAAGGGUUCAACCAAGGUCAGUAUGCUCAAGCCAUAACUGCCUACUUCGAGACUCAACGGCGCGCAGUUGAGAGAUCGGAGCAGGAAACUCUUCUUACAGCGCUGAAUGCUGGAAGCCGUAGCCUCCCGGAACAAAUGCAAGUCCCCGAUCUGAUAUAUUAUCUACAGCAAGUUCAGACCGGGACCUGGGGCCAUAGACACAAGGACCCGAAGACCGCUGCAUCCAAAAUUGGUCCCACGUGUCCUGAGGUGAAACCAUUACUAGCGGACGGCCGAAGAGUUUGGGUUGAGUUCCUUUUUGUCGUAGGUGCUGCUGGGUGGGGUGAUGGCCCUGCUGCUCAGAGCUGUACUACAGCUGGUGGUGAUCCCAGCCGCACUCUUCCAAAGAAUACCUUCACAGGCUUCAGUGAAGCUUCAGCUUGGCCCCAGAAGAAUCGGCAUAGUCGACGUCAACAGCGUGAUGAAGACGACGAUGAUCGACCACACCAUCCUCGAGGCAAGGCGCAAAAGGGUGCUUUGGACACCAUCUGCUCGCUCGCUUGUCCAUUUUACCUUCGUGAUAAGGAAAGACAUCGGAAUUGUCUAAACUACAAGCUCAAUCGUAUUGUGGAUGUCCGCCUGCAUAUUGUUAGGGCCCACGUGCAGCCAAGCUAUUGCCCACAAUGCGGAACCGAAUUUCAGAAUGACUCGGACUAUGCGCAACGGGAUACACACAUCGCGCAUUGUCAGAUCGUCAGAGAGAUAAUCCGGCCUUCAGGAGCGACGUCGGAGCAGCUUGAGAGAAUGAGGGUCGCAGCAAUGCACAGAGGACACGGGUCGACUGAAGAGAGUCGCUGGUAUGCGAUCUGGGACAUUAUGUUUCCCGGUGUUGCGCGGCCCCCUACACCCAUCAUCGACGUGAGCUGGGAAUUGAAUCAUGUAUAUCUUCGCGCCGCUAUUGAGCGGUAUCGACAAAACGGCGGGGUACAAGACUUCGCGCGAUAUGUUGGAGUAGAUGCGUCGGCGGCUAAUUCGUCGGGAGUCUUGAGUUUGUUUCUCGAUCACUUGCGCGACUACAACGGCUCUUUCAUGGGUAUUGGCCACUCAUAUGAUACACAGGAUCUACGCAUUGAUAUGACCACUGACAUUGAAGGGUCUGUACAAAUCCUCUCUCUGGCGCCAGUGAGUGGAACGGGCAGUAAUCUAGACGCUCAACCAGCCGUGCCGACAAUAGCCAGCCUACGACUUUUGGCACCCCGACCGAUACAGGCUGACCCGACCCACGUGGAACGGAUCUUGUCGAACCAAGAUCCAAAUCUUGAUACUACUGAUGAUGAAAUUGGCUAUGACUAUUCGUGAGGGUUGUGAUUGCAAGUGUAGGCGAGGCUCAUCAGUCGACUUGGACUAUUAUUGUAUUGAUAUAUGACAGCAUAAUAUUAGUUUCAAGAUCAAUGCUCAAUAGAAACAAUUGCAGCCUGGCACAAUCAUGCAAAUUUCGCACCUUAACAGUAAUAAUUA
This is a messenger RNA of Xylaria bambusicola, 2043 nucleotides long. RefSeq lists its product as uncharacterized. The coding region runs from base 448 to 1884 and encodes 478 amino acids. The transcript is spliced from 2 exons. The record is from RefSeq and is a predicted model, not a curated record. NCBI's taxonomy places the organism in Eukaryota, Fungi, Ascomycota, Sordariomycetes, Xylariales, Xylariaceae.